AAAUCAAGCGUUGUCCUUCUGUUCCCAGUGGAGGACAAUGCGACUGCGGCCGAGCUGUACAGCAAGGUGCGCAUCCUGUGCUGGGUUAUGACGGGCCCCAGCAACCUGGAGACUAAGGCCCGACACGUCCGGGCCACGUGGACACGGCACUGCAACGUGGUGCUGUUCAUGAGCUCGGUGCGGGACGAUGGCUUCCCCACCGUGGGGCUGGACACCAAGGAAGGCCGGGACCAGCUGUACUGGAAAACCAUCCGGGCCUUCCAGUACGUCCACCAGCACCACCUGGAGCAGGCCGACUGGUUCCUCAAGGCGGACGACGACACCUUCGUGGUGCUGGACAACCUGCGCUGGCUGCUGGCCAACCACACGCCUGAGGAGCCUGUCUACUUCGGGAAGCGCUUCAAGCCCUACGCCAAGCAGGGCUUCAUGAGCGGCGGGGCUGGCUACGUCCUCAGCAAGGAGGCCCUGAGGCGCUUCGUGGAGGGCUUCAGGACCCAGGUGUGCACCCACACCACCUCGCUGGAGGACGUGGCGCUGGGCCAGUGCAUGGAGAAGAUGGGGGUGCAGGCGGGGGACUCCCGGGACGCUGCUCGGCGAGAGACUUUCCACCCCUUUGGGCCCGAAUCCCACCUCACCGGGAAGUUCUCCAAGAGCUUCUGGUACUGGAAGUACUGCUACUAUCCCAUCGUGGAGGGCCCCCAGUGCUGCUCCGACCUGGCCAUCUCCUUCCACUACGUGAGCCCCGAGCUUAUGUACACACUGGAGUUCCUGACCUACCACCUGCGUGCCUACGGCUACCGCUACCGCUACCAGCCGCCCCUGCCGGAGAACGCCGCUCGCCUGCUGCAGCGCCAGGCCCAGCCGAAGGCGGCCAACGCUACGCUGCUGGUGCAGGGCACCAAGAUAUUGUAGCGGGGCUGGGAGGAGGCGGUCGUUCCGGGAUCGGGCUCUGUGCCUGAUGUGGUGCUGGCACCCUGGGCGAGCUGUGGCCAGGAGCCACGUGGCAGCCCCUGCACUGGAUGAUGGAGGGGGCUGUCUCAGUCUAGCUGCCAUCCCAGCUGGCACUAACUGACCCCCUCGCUGGUAGAGGGGCAGAGGGACCACCUCAUAGAGGGUCCCCUCGAGGGCAGAGGGAGGCGUGGGCAGGGCCGGUGCAACAUUUAGGUGACCUAGGCGGUCAUCUAAGGUGCUAGGAUU
This is a messenger RNA of Chelonoidis abingdonii (Abingdon island giant tortoise), 1197 nucleotides long. NCBI's taxonomy places the organism in Eukaryota, Metazoa, Chordata, Testudines, Testudinidae. The record is from RefSeq and is a predicted model, not a curated record.